Messenger RNA from Gorilla gorilla gorilla (western lowland gorilla), 6165 nucleotides. RefSeq names its product kelch like family member 4 (gene KLHL4). Lineage: Eukaryota; Metazoa; Chordata; Mammalia; Primates; Hominidae. The coding region runs from base 498 to 2654 and encodes 718 amino acids. Gene Ontology annotation, molecular function: protein binding. The transcript is spliced from 11 exons. The record is from RefSeq and is a predicted model, not a curated record.
AAGUGGGCUACUGAGAAAUGAAUCUAGCAGGGGAGGCGUGAGUAGAAGGAAUCUAGAAGAAAAUAAGUUUAAACACUUCGCUUUGGCUCACUUGCCUGGGUUUCAGCUGCAGCUACUGUACUUUAAUACUGAAGAAGCAGGGCUAGAUAUUUGCAAGUCCAAGCAGGAGGGCUGCAAGCCUGCAAAUCUAACAGCUGGAGAGUGUUGUGGUGGCUGCUUUCCUGUGGUAAGCUGAUUUACUUGUUUAAGGUCUGACCUCAUCAUCCUGUCAGCAUGGGUUCCCACCUACACUGUUAGCUGCAGCCUUCUACUUCUGCUAGAAGGCUACAAGUAUUCACAGUGUAUCAUAGGCAGUGGGGGAGGGGAGAGAAAGCAAGAAAGACUGCUCUCGGCACUUGUGCUUUUGUUAGUUCUACAGAAGAGGCAGAAAAACAAGAGAUAACAAAGGCUCCGUUUCCUUUCUGUGAGAGAAGGCUUUUGUCUUUCCUCCUGCUACGAUGUCAGUGUCUGGCAAGAAAGAGUUUGAUGUGAAACAGAUCCUAAGGCUACGCUGGAGGUGGUUUAGUCAUCCUUUUCAAGGUUCCACCAACACUGGAAGCUGUCUUCAGCAGGAAGGAUAUGAGCAUAGAGGGACCCCGGUUCAGGGCAGGUUGAAGAGCCACUCUCGGGACAGAAACGGGCUGAAGAAAAGCAACAGUCCUGUCCACCACAAUAUACUGGCACCAGUGCCAGGACCGGCCCCUGCCCAUCAGAGAGCCGUUCAGAAUUUGCAGCAACAUAAUCUGAUAGUACAUUUUCAAGCAAAUGAAGAUACUCCUAAGUCAGUUCCAGAGAAGAAUUUAUUCAAAGAAGCUUGUGAGAAACGCGCACAAGAUUUGGAGAUGAUGGCUGAUGACAAUAUAGAAGAUUCUACAGCAAGAUUAGAUACACAACACUCUGAAGACAUGAAUGCCACCAGAUCUGAAGAGCAGUUCCAUGUUAUAAACCACGCAGAGCAAACUCUUCGUAAAAUGGAGAACUAUUUGAAAGAGAAACAACUAUGUGAUGUGCUACUGAUUGCAGGACACCUCCGCAUCCCAGCCCAUAGGUUGGUUCUCAGCGCAGUGUCUGAUUAUUUUGCUGCAAUGUUUACUAAUGAUGUGCUUGAAGCCAAACAAGAAGAGGUCAGGAUGGAAGGAGUAGAUCCAAAUGCACUAAAUUCCUUGGUGCAGUAUGCUUACACAGGAGUCCUGCAAUUGAAAGAAGAUACCAUUGAAAGUUUGCUGGCUGCAGCUUGUCUUCUGCAGCUGACUCAGGUCAUUGAUGUUUGCUCCAAUUUUCUCAUAAAGCAGCUCCAUCCUUCAAACUGCUUAGGGAUUCGAUCAUUUGGAGAUGCCCAAGGCUGUACAGAACUUCUGAACGUGGCACACAAAUACACUAUGGAACACUUCAUUGAGGUAAUAAAAAACCAAGAAUUCCUCCUGCUUCCAGCUAAUGAAAUUUCAAAACUUCUGUGCAGUGAUGACAUUAAUGUGCCUGAUGAAGAGACCAUUUUUCAUGCUCUAAUGCAGUGGGUGGGGCAUGAUGUGCAGAAUAGGCAAGGAGAACUGGGGAUGCUGCUUUCUUACAUCAGACUGCCAUUACUCCCACCACAGUUACUGGCAGAUCUUGAAACCAGUUCCAUGUUUACUGGUGAUCUUGAGUGUCAGAAGCUCCUGAUGGAAGCUAUGAAGUAUCAUCUUUUGCCUGAGAGAAGAUCCAUGAUGCAAAGCCCUCGGACAAAGCCUAGAAAAUCAACUGUGGGGGCACUUUAUGCUGUAGGAGGCAUGGAUGCUAUGAAAGGUACUACUACUAUUGAAAAAUAUGACCUCAGGACCAACAGUUGGCUACAUAUUGGCACCAUGAAUGGCCGUAGGCUUCAAUUUGGAGUUGCAGUUAUUGAUAAUAAGCUCUAUGUCGUGGGAGGAAGAGACGGUUUAAAAACUUUGAAUACAGUGGAAUGUUUUAAUCCAGUUGGCAAAAUCUGGACUGUGAUGCCUCCCAUGUCAACACAUCGGCACGGCUUAGGUGUAGCCACUCUUGAAGGACCAAUGUAUGCUGUAGGUGGUCAUGAUGGAUGGAGCUAUCUAAAUACUGUAGAAAGGUGGGACCCUGAGGGACGACAGUGGAAUUACGUAGCCAGUAUGUCAACUCCUAGAAGCACAGUUGGUGUUGUUGCAUUAAACAACAAAUUAUAUGCUAUUGGUGGACGUGAUGGAAGUUCCUGCCUCAAAUCAAUGGAAUACUUUGACCCACACACUAACAAGUGGAGUUUGUGUGCUCCAAUGUCCAAAAGACGUGGAGGUGUGGGAGUUGCCACAUACAAUGGAUUCUUAUAUGUUGUAGGGGGGCAUGAUGCCCCUGCUUCCAACCAUUGCUCCAGGCUUUCUGACUGUGUGGAACGGUAUGAUCCAAAAGGUGAUUCAUGGUCAACUGUGGCACCUCUGAGUGUUCCUCGAGAUGCUGUUGCUGUGUGCCCUCUUGGAGACAAACUCUACGUGGUUGGAGGAUAUGACGGACAUACUUAUUUGAGCACAGUUGAGUCAUAUGAUGCACAGAGAAAUGAAUGGAAAGAGGAAGUUCCUGUUAACAUUGGAAGAGCUGGUGCAUGUGUUGUAGUGGUGAAGCUACCCUAAAGCUAUCUAUCUUUAUCAAAUGGAAUGAAACUGGAUAAUUUCAAGAAACUGAGUAGGACAAAGGGAGAAAGAAAUACAUGUUCUUUUCCCUGCAAUUAAUAAUCAGACUGGAAAAUUGUUGUAUCAUUUUAAUUUGUAGUUACAAUUGCUUUCAUUCGUGAAGCCAAAACGUUUUUAAACAUGAAUUACAUAUGAAUUAUUAAGCAUAUGUGCUUUCGCAGCUGAUAAUAUAAAAGGAAAUCCCAUAGUCUAGAUAUAGCCCCAUUACUACAAAAUGCUAAAAUAUUUAAUGAAAAUCGAUGGUGGCCACAGUGUGCAGGUUAUAAAAGCAUUAAUACAUUUCAAGGUAAGAGCCUUAGAAGUUAAAAGCAUUUUCAGUUUUUUUUUAAAAAACGUACUCUUAUUAUCUGGAACAUAGAAAUAUAAAAGGUAACAUCUAAAGCUUAGAAUAGUGUGAUUUUUAGCAAGCCAUUAUUCUCCUAUUCAAAUAAUAUCCCAAAGAGCUAAACAAUUCCUUACAUUUACCAAGAGGAAAGCUUUUACUGUGUUGAAGCUAAAAAAAAAUAAUGGCUCUUUGACAAAACUUGUUAUGUUGAUCACGGUAUGUCAAAAUUUUUACAGGUUUCCUCAUCUGCCAGAGCACACAUAUAAAUUUGGUAUUUCUUAACAUAUUGUCUUGUUAGAUUUGUUACCAGUAAAAUAUUAUUGUAAUUUCAUAUACACAGUCUAUACAAUGAAAUAAUGAAUAUUUAUCAUAUUGAUACAAACUGUGACCUCAGCUUCAGAGUGUCAGGGCCUCACUUCUAUAGAAUGUAAUAUUCUCCUCAAACAUUUAUGUUAACUCUAUAAACAAAUAUCGUUAAGUUAAACAAGUUUUCAAAAACAAAACAAUUUUUAAAGUACCUUAAAAUUGAGGAUGUUACUCAGUGUUAACACAUGGGAACACCAAAAUAUUCAAUAAGCCUGGUCAAUUCUAUAGUUAUCUUUUUUGUACCAGCACAUGCUUUUCUGUUACUGUUAUAUUAUCCAGUAGAAAAUGUUAGGAUAUGUGUGCUAUAUCAAAAAAAAAAAGACUUGUUAAGUUUUAAAAUAACAAAAAUGGCUAGUUGAAUACUAUUUUAUGUGUAAUUCUUCCAUUUAUUCUGUUUAAUUAUACAACUAAGUGAAAUAUUGAAAAACCCUUUGUGAAAGUAACUUUUCAAGUAAAUGCACAACUUUAGAAUUUCUACAAAUAAGUUCUUUUAAAUAGUCUUUUCAUUGUGGAUUGUGAAAUCAAAAUCUGGAGAAAUGCUUAUAAAAUAUACUACUAGCUUUUAAGUUUUAAGAAAGAACAAUGUAAGUUGUACAAAGAUAUUUGUACUUUGACAAACUGAAUUUAAAUAAACUUUAUUUCCUCUCACUAUAGUGUGGCUUUAGAAUACAUCAAGUACAACCUGAAUGGACUUUUUGAUUUUACAUUUCCUAUAUCACUAAAAUACUUAAACACAAAAUUCCACUCCUUUAUUUCUUCUUACGCCUGCCAUUGUCUCUAAUUCUAAAGAGAGAGCUAUAGAUUUCUGCAGUUCUAGAGGUGAAGACAGAGACAUAGAGAGGCUGUGAAACACACAUACAGCCCUGUUAGGUCUUUUGAAUUCACACCUUAUUGAAAUCAGUGUAGAAGUAGAGUUACCUAAACCUUUAUCGCCAAUGCACAGCUUGGCCUGUUAAGUUAAAUGUGGGUGUCAACCAGUGGAAAAGAUCAAAGGACCUUUUGCAGCCUAGCUUGCCAAUCUUCCAGUAACAACAACGAGGUGCUACCAAUAGGCAGACUGUGUCUAGAGUCAUGCAUGGACAAGAGGAAAGUGAAAGUUGAAUACUGUCUUCUCAAUGGCAUAGCUGGACUUGAUUAAGUAUUGACUCAUAGAAGAGACAUGUAUGUUUCCCAGGGCUACCCCUUCAUAGCUGCAUUUAAAAAUGGUGUUCAGGCCACUAUGGCUGCUGUGGUUUGAAUAUUUUUUUCCCUCGAAAAUUCAUGUUGAAACUUAACUCCUAAUGUAGCAGUACUGAGAGGCAGGGCCCUUAAGAGGUGAUUGGGCCAUGAGGUCUGUGCCCUCCUGAAUGGAUUAAUCCAUUCAUGGAUUAAUGGAUUAUUAUGAGUGGGGGACUGGUGACUUUAUAUGAAAAGGAAGGAAGAGUGACCUAAGCUAGCAUGCUCAGGGUGCACCGUAUGUCCCCUGGUCAUGUGAUGCUGUGUUACCUUGGGACUUACCUGACAGCUCUUACCAACAAGAAGGCCAUCCCAGAUAUGGCCUCUCAACCUCAGACUUCUCAGCCUGCCUAACUGUAAGAAAUUAAUUCUUUUUCUUUAUAAAUUACCCAGGUUCUGUUUUAAGCCUCAGAAAAUGAACUAAGACAAUGCCCCAGAUGAGCUGCCAAAAUCUGAGCAGAUAUCAGCCAUCAGAAUAGAGACCUGCAGAGGCCCAGGGCACUCAAACAUAACUGUGCUUGUCUCAGUCAAACUUAAUUGGGAAAAGGAGGAGUAAGAGCAGGCCCUUUCUGACAUGCUUUAGCAGAGAUAACUUAUCAGGGCUAGGUUAAACAAAUGUAUAUAGGAAAGGAUGUUAUUUAUAUAUUCUUUCAAGAGUGUAAGGGCUCACACAUUUACUAUACUCAGAUCUGAAAGACAAUGUUGCUUCUUGAUUUUCUUCUAUAAUCACUAUGACCGUGUUCAGGAUUCCCUACUCUGCAACUCUCAGCAUGCAUCAUGAUGAUUCUCUAACACUGUCUGUCACCUUCCUGUAUUUCCACAGGGCAUGCAAGAACUUCUACAAAACUUCUAUACCACACAGAAGCUGAAAGAGACUCUGGGGCACUAAAUUCAGAUCCUUUCUCCACACAGCAAUGCCAUUUAUCAAUCUGACUCAGGUGUGGCUGUUGCCCCUUUUUGAUAUGGAGGGAACAAUGAAAGACAGUUUCCUUCUGGAGUUCCAAAUGCAAUAUAGAAAAAAAAACCCUGUGACUCUGGAUUUUAUUUUUAAGUUAUCUAACAAGACUCCUACCUUGAGAUCUUAGUCUAGGUAAAGAAAAAAAAAAAAAGGUCAUGAAACACAUAUGUCCUCAACUGUCAUCUUUCUGUGUUUACUUUCUCCCAAUCACAUCACCUGAGGUAGAAGAGAUUUUUCAGCUGCUAUUUCUCUUCGUAAUGAAUUUUCUUUACAUCCUGUCCACACUGCUGGAGAUACUAAGUCCCAACCUAAAUGAUGGAAGGAGCAUCUCCCCUCUUGUCUGUGGAAGAUAUCACAUGAACUACCUAACUUUCAAGCAUGGAUCUCCAUAUUUCAAAGGAAAGUUUUUUAAAUGUUUUUAAAAUUUCAAAUAUCUCACCACAGUGAAUUAUGGGUAAGGUGAUAAUAUGUUUAAUUAGCUUGAUUUAAUCAUCCCACACUGUAUACAUAUGCCAAAAUAUCAUUUUGUAUGCCAUAAUGUAUAUGAUUUAUGAAUUAUAGUAAUAUUAAUAAAAGUGUUAAAGCUU